GGCCUCUGCCUUGGAUGGAUGGUGACUCAUUGACCUGUGAUAGUAUAGAGGGCCUUUAUUGUUUUAGUCCGGAGAUGAGACGUCACAAUGGCUUGUCAUGCGAUCAGGGAGAAAAAUAAGAGAAAGUCUCAGUAUCCCCAAGGUGGCUAUCCGGCUGGUCAGGUGCCCGGUGCUCAACCACAAUACCCUGGAAACUACCAAAACCAGCAGGCUGGGUUCGGACCACCUGGAACGGCCUACCCUCAAGGAGGUGGAGGGCAGCCACAGCCUCAAGGGGGGCCAGGAUACCCCCAAGGCCCACCUCCCCAAGGGGGGCCAGGAUACCCCCAAGGCCCGCCUCCCCAAGGGGGCCCAGGAUAUCCCCAAGGGCCGCCUCCUCAAGGGGGCCCAGGAUAUCCCCCAGGCCCAGGACAAGCCCCUCAACAACAAGAAGUGACCUACCCAAACCGCACCUAUGAACAGACUCAAGGCCAAGUACAGCCUCAGGGGCAGCCGCGACCCCAAGGUGGAGGGUAUCCCCAGGGUACACCUGCAGGAGGGCUGCCACCGCCCCCAGCGGCACAACGUCCGCAACAAGCUCCAGGAGGAGAGCAGUGGGCCUCUGCUCCGAGUUACCAUGGGAGUGAUAUACCCACUGACGAUCUCAUGGAUGACCCCAACCGAGCUGCCCCAAAUCCCUCAGCACCCCCUAUGGAGAAGAUGGAUCACCUCAGCGGCUACGAGAAUGUGUCAUUCAACGACGCACCCCUGGCACCUCCAUCCUACAAUGAAGUGAUGAGUGGACCUCCCCCUGAAAGGCCUCAAAUCAAAGGAGUGACUGGUAUAUCUGCUGAGGAAGCCCAAGAUGCUCUGGUUGAUUUUGCUUCACAGCAGUGCUGCUACGGAACCGGGGCGGCAAAGAAUAUGAGCAUCGUCAAUAUGGAGGGAUCGAGUGCAUUCCAUUAUACACUUGAGACAUUUACAGAAGCAAGGUCGACCUGUUGGGCUUACGAACCUUUUAAAGGCCAACCUAUUGAUGGAUCCAACAACGGCCCGGCCCCCGGCCCAUGGGACAUCCAGGUUCAGCAGAGGACCAAGUUCCAGGACUCCACCAUGCAUAUGGAGAUACCCCAUACAGCCUCAGUCAAGCCAUGUCACGAGUGUGGUAGUAUUGGACGUGUCAGAUGCUGGAGGUGCCACGGAAGAGGCAGGGUGAUGUGCCAUCAUUGCAGCGGCUCCGGGCGUGAGACUUACUACGAGGAUGGCCACCACCACCACCGCUCUUGCACCUGGUGCCACGGAAGCGGUAGAAACCGGUGCCACACUUGCUUUGGGCACGGUCAGGUACCGUGUGCCAUCUGCGAGGCAAGGGGCUCACUCAAGUGUUACAUCAAGUUAACUGUAAAAUGGAUUAACCAUUUAGCUGAUCAUAUCGUGGAGAGAACAUCGCUACCCGAUCACCUGAUCCGCAAUGUAUCGGGAGAAUUGGCGUUUGAGGAGGAGUUGCCAAGGGUCUGGGCAAUCAAUCACUUCCCCGAAGAUAGUAUCAACAAGGCCUCAGGCCAGUUGGUUCAGCAGCACAGUGGGGCCUUCCCGACUGAGAGGAUCUUGCUUCAGCGUCACAGAGUGCGAAUCAUCCCAGUGAAUGAGGCAACCUAUGAGCAUAAAGGAAAGACUCGUAACUUCUUCGUCUAUGGCUUUGAGAAGAAAGUGUACACUGCGGAUUACCCUGACAGCUGUUGCUGGGGAUGUACCAUCUUGUAAACAUGCAAUAUCUUGGCAAUGUUAUGCCAGGCUGUAGAUAUAUGAUAUGUUGUUCUUGCCGAGCUGUAGAUGGAUUACAGGGUCAACUUGGGCAUGAAAUAUUUUAGUUGAUCAUUCAAAAAUGGCAUCCAGCAGUCAAAAGCCAUGUCAAAAAUGCCUCACAAUACUGGCAAAAAUCUUUACUAUAGAGCAGCAUUGGAUGAUUGGUGUGAUACUACUAGUGGCGGCGCAUGGUGGCAAGCAGAGGUACUAUCCUCUUGGCCAGGUACAUGCAAUGGCUAAGUUUAACUGAUGACGUCAUGAAUGUAUGUUAUUGCAUUGCGCACCCACUGGAAAUGUUCUUCAAUAUAGUUUUUGCUGAAGAAGAUGCAGCCCACCAGUGUCCUGUUCAUAUUUCUUGUGCGUCCGAUUUAAAAUGUCAUGAAACUUUAUAACAAAUUAUAUAAUUAUAUCAUGGAGUGUUUUUGUGUUGUCGUCAUCAUUAUUGUAGUUUGUGUGUUUUGACGAUCAUUAUAAUAUUGCUAACAUUGUUAUCUUUUCACAUCGGGCAUAUCCUUUGCACCCGUUCCUUUACCCUUUUCAGGACUUUGUUGAAAAAUUAUUUUGUAUCCAGUUGCACUUGAACACACCAGAUCUCACUAUCGCAAUCAUACUUACGAUAUAAAAUCUGGAAAGUUUUUUCCUAUUUUCCUCGAAUUGAAAGACCUCAAAGGAAUAUUGGUCAAAUCCUGGCCUUGAUAAUUCAACUACAAUGCGCUACAAGAUAUGAAAUUAUGGUCAUAAUAUCGUAAACUUUUUGUUGCUCAACACGAUAUAUGGUUUGGGAGUAAGAAAUGUCAGAUUUUUUUAUGAAUGCUGUAUUUUUAGCAAAACUCAAAUGUGUUACAAAAUAUAAAAUUCUGGUCAUGAUAUACGUGUUGAGAACUGUUUGUUCCUCAACAUAAUAUUCUGUUUGGUAGUAAGCAAUGUCUGUGUUUAAUGCAUAAUACUGGUACUACAUGUAUGGUUUUCAGCCAGAGUGGAAUUCUGUAUCAUUCUAGAAGCCCUGGACUUGUCUGGCCCGUGAAAAUGUCUGUUGUCCUUGUAUAUUUCUGCUAUAUUCUAUUCUAUACUUACUCGCAUUUAUUUUGCUAUGAUACUAUACAUGUAUAAAAAAAUGUAUUUUGUUACUUUAUUCCUGCCACCUUGGGCUACUUUCCCGUUGCCAGUUUUCGGAUGUUAUUUUGAGAAAUUUUCCAACUGUCCUAUGAAAUUAAUCAAAUGCUGGUGCCUUUGGUAAUAAAUGUGCCAAAUUGCUUGAAAUAGUGUCCACUUGGUCAAUAAUUUUGUAUUAUGGUGUGCUUGUAGAAAUUAUAGUGGUAGUGAUGCUUUUAUGCUAUUACGCUUUCAAAUUGCAAAAAUUUAUAUAAUUUUUGGCAGAAUAAUUUGAUCCCCAAAAAUGGUCACCUGUGGUAUAUUCAUGUAUUCAAUGAUAAUCCGCCCUUCUGUAGAAGUUGAGAGAAAAAUCUGUCAGUAUUCAAAAUAUUCUGUCUUCCUACAAUCACCAGAUUCAUUCAUAUACCAAUUUUGUAUUCUGUUGUUUUUGCACUUACAAUGUAAUAUAACAAUUGUGCCUUGUAUAUUCUCCUCAUUAUAGCAAUAUUCAUGACUAAGGCAGGUGGUGUAUUCACGUGUCAGUACUAUUAUACUCUAUAUUCCAUGAUCUAACACUGGUUGAUAAAUUAGGAUGGGUCCUUAAUAGAGAGGUUCUACUGCAAGGGAUCCAUGGUAAAGUGUUCCAUCCAACUGUUGUUGUGGUGUUCUGUGUUAUAAAUCACAUCUAAUAAAACUGCUUCAUCUACAUUGUA
Lineus longissimus is the source of this 3590-nucleotide messenger RNA. Its product is annotated as protein SSUH2 homolog. The record is from RefSeq and is a predicted model, not a curated record. The coding region runs from base 88 to 1743 and encodes 551 amino acids. NCBI's taxonomy places the organism in Eukaryota, Metazoa, Nemertea, Pilidiophora, Heteronemertea, Lineidae. The transcript has 12 exons.